GAAGAAGAAGAAGAAGAAGAAGAAGAAGGAGAAGAAGAAGAAGAAAAAGAAGAAGAAGAAAAGGGAGAAGAAGAAGAAGAAGAAGAAGGAGAAGAAGAAGAAGGAGAAGCAGAAGAAGAAGAAGAAGAAGGAGAAGAAGAAGAAGAAGAAGAAGAAGCAGAAGAAGAAGAAGAAGAAGAAGCAGAAGAAGAAGAAGAAGAAGAAGAAGAAGGAGAAGAAGAAGAAGAAGGAGAAGAAGAAGAAGGACAAGCAGAAGAAGAAGAAGAAGAAGAAGAAGGAGAAGAAGAAGAAGCCGAAGAAGAAAAAGAAGAAGAAGAAGCAGAAGCAGAAGAAGGAGAAGAAGAAGAAGAAGAAGGAGAAGAAGAAGAAGAAGAAGAAGGAGAAGAAGAAGAAGGAGAAGCAGAAGAAGAAGAAGAAGAAGGAGAAGAAGAAGAAGAAGAAGAAGAAGAAGCAGAAGAAGAAGAAGAAGAAGAAGAAGAAGAAGAAGAAGAAGAAGAAGAAGAAGAAGAAGAAGAAGAAGAAGAAGAAGAAGAAGAAGAAGAACAGCUGAUUUCUCUGACUCAGGGUCACAAGAAGAUGCCGCCUUUCCCAGAAUGCAUUGGGGGUGACAGCGCAGCUGCAGGUGAACCAACCAGCUCGACUCUCUCUGAAGGCGAGCGGGUCGACGCCCUUCAUACGUCCGUCUCUUUGAAGGGAAGCCAAAUGGCACGGCUCCACCGCACUGAUCUCAUCUCCCCGCUCUCCCAACUCUGA
Messenger RNA from Scomber scombrus (Atlantic mackerel), 753 nucleotides. Its product is annotated as cilia- and flagella-associated protein 251-like. The annotation marks the transcript as partial. The record is from RefSeq and is a predicted model, not a curated record. The transcript has 3 exons. Lineage: Eukaryota; Metazoa; Chordata; Actinopteri; Scombriformes; Scombridae.